Messenger RNA from Biomphalaria glabrata, 4917 nucleotides. RefSeq names its product serine/threonine-protein kinase Nek11-like. The transcript is spliced from 15 exons. Gene Ontology annotation, molecular function: ATP binding; protein kinase activity. Gene Ontology annotation, biological process: protein phosphorylation. Bases 156 to 2207 code for a protein of 683 amino acids. The record is from RefSeq and is a predicted model, not a curated record. Lineage: Eukaryota; Metazoa; Mollusca; Gastropoda; Planorbidae.
GACGCCACUCUGCCAAAUUGAUCGUGUCAAACAGAAGCUUCAUUUCUCACCUUUAUGGUGUAAGUUGGUUUGAAUCUAAAUCUAGUCUAGAUCUGGAACUAGGUCAAACAGAUAAUGCAUCAUUUAUAAAACAAGCAGAUCUAACACUAUGCAACAUGCCACUUGGCAGAGCAACAAAAGACAGGACCACCAAAGAAGCAAGAGUGCUAGCCAACAGAUAUGAAGUUGUUAAAAAACUUGGGAGUGGCAAUUUCGGAACAGCAUUCUUAUGCAAGGAUACAAAGUGCAAUAAUGAGUUGAAAGUGUUGAAAGAGAUACCAGUUGGAGAUCUGCAGCCAGAUGAAACUGUUGAUGCCAUGCAUGAAGCCAGGCUGCUGUCCAAGCUUGACCAUCCUGGUAUUGUUAAAUUUCAUGACAGUUUCAUUGACAGUGAAUAUUUCUGUAUUAUCACAGAAUACUGUGAGGGUGGAGACCUUGACCACAAAAUUGAAGAAUUCAAAAAACAAGGAAAAUCAUUUGAUGAAAAAACUAUAUUGAAUUGGAUAAUACAGCUUAUUUUAGCAGUGCAGUAUAUGCAUAGCCGCAGAGUUCUUCACAGAGACUUGAAAACUAGAAACAUCUUUAUUCGCAAAAACUUGAUGAAGAUUGGAGAUUUUGGGAUUUCUCGCAUAUUAAUGAACACCUCUGACAUGGCAUCCACAUUUACUGGCACACCUUAUUAUAUGAGUCCAGAAGUACUUAAACAUGAAGGUUACAACUCAAAGUCUGAUAUAUGGUCUAUAGGAUGCAUCCUCUAUGAAAUGUGCUCUCUAGAGCAUGCCUUUAUGGGCCAAGGUCUCAUGGCUGUCAUGUACAAAAUUGUUGAGAAAGAUCCUCCUAACCUUCCUGAAAAAUAUUCAAAAGAUCUUAAUGAUGUUUUUAAAAAAAUGCUGACUAAAGACCCAGAGAAAAGACCUUCUGCAACAGAAGUCACUAAAAUUCCAUUUAUUGAAAAGCAUAUGACAAAAAUGAAAGAUACACUGACAGAAGAAUACAAAUCAAAACAUAAUAUGAAUCCAGAUUUAGCAGAAAGGGAAGCAUCUGAGUUGGCAUCACUACUAAGAGAGAAAUCACACUUAGAAGAUGUGAGAUCUACUUUAGACAGAUCAACAGACAGUAAUAGCAGAAGUGAAGCAGAAGAUAUUGAUGGCAAAAAGUUGACAGCUAGGGAGAAGUUGUUGCAGAAGAAAAGACUUGAAGCUGAUAAAAAAGCCCAUGAAUUGGCUAAAGUUACACAAAUACAGCUUGUUGAGAACACCAAAAGAAGAGAAAAAAUCAAGACAAGUUUUGAACAAACAACCCUCCCAGCAUGGAAAGGUGGAUAUGGUGAAGGGGAAAUAUUAAAGGAAGCACUGACAGUGAAAGAUCCUCGACUUGAUAAACCAUCCAAAUAUAAAUAUUCUUUAGAGGAUAUAAAAUCAGAAGAAUUUGAUGACUAUAGUCAAGAUGAAGAGACCAUUAUACAACGCACUGUUAUUAGAAAGCGCACUGACCCAAAGUCAAAAAGUAUAGGCAGCAGUAAAACUGAAAGGAGUGAGAGGUUGACACGAACACAUUCUUAUGACACGCCCCGAACUUUAACAGAACACUCUCCAAAUACCCUUAGUUUAACCUUUGGGGCGAACCCAAAGGAUCGUGCUAUCACCCCAAUGAAGGAUCUUAUGGUUUAUGAUAGAGAACAUUCAUCAUUGGAUUUUAAAGAUGGUAUUCCUGACACACCAGAUCUGGCUGAGACUUACUAUGAGCAGUUUGGAUUUGAUGAUGAUGAAGAUGAUAUUGUGGUAGGCAAAACAGACAACAGAAGGGACAGUGAUGACAGGACACUGACAGAAGAAAGUUUGGCUAAAGAAGAGGAUGAUUUCAUCAAGUGUCUAGAACAAGCACUUGACAACAACAGUGGAGAAUCUACUAUAGUAAGUGAUGAUUCAGUUUCUGGUGCAUUUGGUCCACAUGCUAAGGAAACAAAGAUAAAAAAUAUGAGAGCUGAAUGUAUCAAGAUAUUAGGUGAGGAUGUGUUCAACAAAGCCUACACUUAUCUCAAGUCUGCCAGAAAUUCAAAGAAACAAAAAGAAAAGUCUGAGAAAGAAAUCAUGGAAGGGUUGAGAAAAUUUGUGAAAAACCCAUCGGAUUGUUUUAUUGUUGAUCAACUGCUGUUCUUGGAAGAAUAGCCAAACAUGUUCUUUCAAACAAUUAUCUCUUUCCAAGAAAGAUAAGCUCAAAAUCGUAUCAAUUUCAUCAAAUUCAAUAUACUUACUUUUGAGUUGAAGGAACAUUAACUAUUGAGGAUAUCAGUUUGCUAAAGUGUUUCCCCCUGCCACACUGUUGAUAAGUGUAACUUGGUAGCUCUUCAUUUCGAAGUUUGACUGUAAAGCUUUAAAGGCUGCUUCAAUUUAGAAUAUUGUGUAGAUAGAAUCAAUUUGAGUGCAAUGAAAAUGGAAAUAAUUAGCUGUUAGACUACUAAAAUGAAAUUUUAAAUAAAUGUUCUCAUUUUUCCUUUAGUGGCAUUAGAAACAACAUAAAUAAACAUUAAGAACAUUGUUCCUCUAACUUGAGUUUUAGUUUAAAUUUUAAUAUUGUGGGCAACAUAAAAUAUAGUUGUCCAGAGUAAAUAAAAUGUUUAACUUUUGUCACAUUGCUGUAAAAAAUGUAAGCAGUAUUAAAUUGUUCAUUUUAUUUAUUUAUUUAAGCAAUUAUACAAAUUAAAAAAAAAUAAAAUAACUUGAAGUGUUUGUUUAUGAGCUUAAUAGAUAUGUUAAACAUUAGAUUAGGUUUAUUUCUCUUCAUAUUGACAAUUGAGUUUGGAGGACAUUUUUAGAUCAAUUCUUAGUUUAGCAUGAGCAUUUACGGUUUCCGAUAUGCAAGCAUUAUUGUAUAUAUUAAAUACCUUAAUCUUUACAAAGAAUUAACAAUUCUUUUAUCAGUGUUUGUGACAUUCAAUUAAAUUUUUUUUAAAGUUGAAUUUUUAAGAUUAACAUACUUUUAAUUAAUAGAGUUGUUUUUUUUAAUUUAAAUGGACAAGAUGAUUACAUUUGAAUUUCCUUCUUCAAAUGUAAACGUUUCAAAGCAAGUCUGUUCAAAUUAAUUACACUAACUGUAUCCUAUUUAACUUUCAUUUGUCUAAGGGAAAUUUUCCAUUACAUACAUUUAAAUCAAUCUAGUAAAAGGCUUUGAUAGUUUGGUUCUAUUUUAUGUUUUACCAUCCCUUCUAUUUUAUGCAUUAGGUUGGCUACUGUUCUCCUUUGGUUACAAUGUCUCUUAUAUUCGUGUGGCAGGCUAUUUCAUGUUACCAGGUCACUAAGUGUAUAUGACUGAGUUACUGAGUAUGCUAAGGUGGGCUGCUUACUUGCAACAUUCCAUGAAAAAAUAUAUUGUCUGGUUGUUUAUUUAUAAAUAGUAUCUUUUGUUUGCAUACAUUUUUAUUUAAAUGUGAUAUGCAGUGAUAUUUAUUUUAAUCAGAACUUUUUGAAUGUUUGUAAUUCAUUACACUGGGCAAUCUUGACUAUUGCUGGUUCCUGAUUGUCCCCAGUACAACCUGUUCUUUAUUAUAGCAAAUAUUUGACCUUCUGUACCAGAUUUGUUCAUUGUUAUUGUACCACCCAUUCUUUUGUAAAUUCUAUUCCAUCCAUUCUAUAUUGUAUGUUGUCUUGUUCAUUCUUUCAAGAACUCUAUACACCCUAUUAUGCAUUGUAUUUAGUACUGUCUAUUCUUCUUUUUAUAAUUCCCAUGGUCCAUACCAAAUACGUCCAUUUUAAUUAAACCCAUGUACUGUCCAAGAUUUUUGUCUAAAUCUGUACAUUUUUCAAAAUUAUAAACAACAUGUUUGUAAUUCUUGAAACCUGCAAGUGUCAUAUCAGUAUGCAGUUCUUAAAUGCAUGUAUGUGUGCUGUUGACAUGAGCUAUGUCUCAGUAGAGGAUGUCAAAUAACUUUGUUACACAGACCUUUUUUUUCAAAGCAUUUUGAUUUCUUGGUAGAAAUGUUUUUGUACACCCAUAUAUUCAAACAAUCCUCUAGUAUAUUAGAGUUCUGUAGAUCUACACAGAGUGUAACUUUCUAUUUUUUUUUAUAUAUAUUUGAGAGUGAAUGCUGUUAUUUUUAUAAUAUACAAAUAUUUAUUUAUAUUGUCAAGAAUUGUUUUUUUUUUUCAGAAUUAAUAAAGAAUUUUUUUGCAUUGAUUAGAAUGAACAUACAAUCAAACAUUUGAUAUUCCAUCCAAUAAUAAAUUUUCCUAGAAUCGUGCUUUUAUUUUUUAGUUUAGAUUCAAGGAGAACUGGUUCACAAGUUACAUGUUUCUAAUGUUACUUACCAGCCUCAAAAUUUAAUAUAUACUAGAAAAAUUUCUAUGCAUCUUUCACUUUGAGUCUUUCAUUAAUGAAAAGUAAAAUUAUUAUCUACUUGCUACUUAAAGCCCCAUUAAUCAUUCUUUAGACUUUCAGUAAAUUUGUUUUUGUGACAUAUGGCAGGUUACUUGCUCAAUGUCCAGUUGCAUGUUCAGCAACUGCUCUGAUCUCAGAAACUAAACUUAUCCUUCUGAGCAAGAAUGUAGCAAUUUUUUUUCUGUAGCUAUUAGUUGAGAGUUGUUGUUUUUUUAAAUUGUGAUAAUGUGUAUGUAUCAAUUUAUUGUAUGUUUGUUGCACUAACUUAUAUUAACUGAUAUAAUAAGAGGUGACAAUUUGAAAGUCUAAUAACAAGUAUUUGUAUGAUUAUUAACACCAGCAAACAUUAACAUUCAUUCAACCAAAACUACAUUCUUGCUCUCGGGAAAUGAAUGUUGGUAUUCAGUGAUUUUUUUGUUUUGCUUUAUAUUAUUUCUUUUAAUUAAUAUUUAGCAUAGAAUAUAAAGGAAUUAGUUUUAUUGAUUUCAUUUACUAGUGCAUUGU